Molecule: messenger RNA, 2257 nt
Organism: Amaranthus tricolor (Joseph's coat)
Lineage: Eukaryota; Viridiplantae; Streptophyta; Magnoliopsida; Caryophyllales; Amaranthaceae
Product: DNA cross-link repair protein SNM1
Exons: 9
Coding region: 171-1724 (517 amino acids)
Biological process (GO): protection from non-homologous end joining at telomere; double-strand break repair via nonhomologous end joining; interstrand cross-link repair
Molecular function (GO): damaged DNA binding; 5'-3' DNA exonuclease activity
Source: RefSeq, a predicted model, not a curated record
GAAUUUCCCGCGGCGAAUAACCCAUUUCAAAUUAUACAAAUCCCUAAUUCAAAUCACAAAAAUCACGACAACAACCAUCAGAAAAAGCCCAUCAAACACAAAUCAAGAGGAAGAACAGGGUUGAAGAUUGAACGUCGGAGGGUCACAAACACUCAGAAACGAAGAACAUUAUGCUUCAAUCACCCAAAAAAAUUGACGAAUUUGAUUCAUUUUCUGAUCCUUACAUCUUAUGCCAACACCCCAAUUUUGAUUCUGUUGAAGAACCUUCGAUUACCCUUGAUGAAAAUGGAUUCCCGAAUUCUCCAUUCAACAACAAUGAAGAAGACAAAGAAGAAGAGGGCCAUAGAAUUGAAAAUUCCAAUGAAAAUCUAAGUGGGUGUUCGAGAGAUGAGAGUUUUUCUGCUGAAUUUUAUCGAUGUGGGAGUGAUUGGUCUAGCUUAAAAUUGAAGGAGGAAUUUUCACCUUUGAGUUCCAAGAAGCUGAAGCAAAAAAAUCUAUUCCAAAUGUGGGGAAUUCAGCGGAAAAUCCAUCAGGAAGACGAUAAUGAGACGAAGAUUAGUAUCGAGGAGAAUAAGAAUCACAUUACUGAUUCAAAAUUAAGGGAACCUAACCCUUAUUUUGGGCACAAUCCAUCUCUAGAGAUCGAUUUGAGGAAAACCCAGAAAAGAAAAUUGAUGACAGUAGAAGGAAAACCUCGUCCCUGCCCUUUCUAUAAGAAGAUUCCAGAGACUUCCUUUACCGUGGAUGCAUUUCGGUAUGGUGCUAUCAAAGGCUGUUCUGCUUAUUUUCUUAGCCACUUUCAUGCUGAUCAUUAUGGUGGCUUAACCAAGGCAUGGUCAUACGGCCCAAUCUAUUGCACCUCUAUCACUGCUCGACUGGUUAGAAUGUGCCUCUAUGUUAAUCCAUCAUAUAUUUGUCCGUUGGAGUUGGAUGUUGAACAUCUAAUUGACGGUGUCAAAGUGACAUUGUUGGAAGCCAAUCAUUGCCCAGGUGCUGCCCUAAUUCACUUCCAUCUUCCAAAUGGACAACGUCAUUUACACACCGGAGAUUUCAGAGCUUGUAAAAGCAUGCAAACUUAUCCGCUUCUUGUAAAUAAAAAAAUCAAUUUGCUUUACCUUGAUACAACUUAUUGCAACCCAAAAUACAGGUUUCCUUCGAAAGAAGAGGUGAUGAGCUUUAUAGUAAGAACCACUAAGUCCUGUCUCAAGAAGCAACCAAGGACGCUCAUUAUAGUUGGGGCAUAUAGCAUCGGAAAAGAGUGUGUAUAUAUUGCCAUAUCAGAGGCACUGAAGGUCAAGAUAUAUGCUAAUGCAUCAAGGAGAAGAAUUUUGCGAUCUUUUAAGUGGCCUCAGCUAUCCGAAAGUCUGUGUUCUGAUGGGAAGGAUACCCCUCUUCAUGUCAUGCCUAUUUCUUCAUUAAAGCAUGAGACCUUAAAGAACUACUUGAAGACGUACCAGAAUCAGUUCAAUGCAGUUUUGGCAUUUCGGCCAACAGGUUGGACAUUCUCGGAAUCUGUUGGUAAUCAGUUGGAUCGUAUCAAACCCAAUAGUAAGGGAAACAUACAAAUUUACGGAGUACCUUAUAGUGAACACUCAAGUUUUACUGAACUGCAGGAAUUUGUUCAGUUUCUGAGACCCAACAAGAUAAUUCCAACAGUGAACAUUUCAAAUGCUGCCAACCGCGAAAAGCAGCAAUCAUACUUUAAGCAGUGGUUGAAUGGCUGAGUUCAAAAAAGAACAGGUUUUGUUGAAAUGCAGAGCAACCUCUUCCUGCAGUUUAAUGACAGGUUAGGCCAUAAAGGUGCUAAUAUAUAAGUGUAAACAAAAUUUCCGGGUUUAUGCUAAUAUUGCCCGGUAUAGAACCGGGUAAUAUUGCCUAAUAUUUUCCGUUCAAGUAUACGCAAAUUGAUUCAGCCUUGAGAUAUUUCUCCGCCUUCGAAUCAGAAACCUAUUAUAUGAUCAUGUUGAGUACUACUUCUCCAGGAGAUCUUGGUUAUGAUCAUGAGGAAUGUCAUAAAUUAAUUUUUAUGUACAAAAUAUGGACUUUGGGGCAAGGAAAUGAUAUUUGUUGUAUUGAAAUUUUGUAAUAAGCCUAUGUCAUCUUUUUAGUCUAGAAAACUAUGCAGCAUUUAAAUCUUAAUAUGAUUAUUUUCUAUUUUUAGAUUUAAUCUUUAGCCAGGUUCAAUACAUUUUACUUGUGUUGAUUUUUCAUAUUUUUAGCCAUUUAGGCCUUAUGCUACUGUAUUAUUCUUUUAAGA